Messenger RNA from Papaver somniferum (opium poppy), 1792 nucleotides. Its product is annotated as serine decarboxylase 1-like. The transcript has 6 exons. Gene Ontology annotation, biological process: carboxylic acid metabolic process. Bases 341 to 1792 code for a protein of 483 amino acids. Lineage: Eukaryota; Viridiplantae; Streptophyta; Magnoliopsida; Ranunculales; Papaveraceae. Gene Ontology annotation, molecular function: pyridoxal phosphate binding; carboxy-lyase activity. The record is from RefSeq and is a predicted model, not a curated record.
AUUUAACUUGUAGUCAAACGUCGUUCGCAUCACAUAUUCACAUGGUCUCAGAGCAUCACAUAUAUUCACAUGGUCUCAGAGACACAAAAUAUCACACGAUUCACACUCCUGUAAACAAAUAGUUACAGGCUUACAGCUUGCCGACGGGAUUAUAAAUACGAACUAGUGACCGAACUUGUUCCGUCUCCGCACCAUUCCACACAGCAAUUACAAGCCGUCUAGAUCAUAAUUAAAAAAUCUCUCUUUUUGAAGGUCUGAUUGAUAAUUAUUUUUCUUGAGGAAUUUGAGAGAGCUUGAUAAAGGCGGUGAAGUGAUAACAGAUCUAGGGAUUUGAACAAUAAUGGUUGGAAGUGUUGGAGCUGAAUUGGAAGUAUCGCCAUCAAUCGUUGAAAUGAACGGAAAAGUUGAAACGAAUGGCAAGGUUGAACCAUUACCAGAAGAGAUUGUUCCGGUUAUUCCGAUUGUUUUAGCUGAAAAUGGAGCAAACGAAGAUCAGAAAGUUAUAAGAGAAAUAGUACUUGGAAGAAAUGUUCAUACAAUGUCUCAUGCUGUUACAGAACCCGAAGCUGAUGAUGAGAUUACUGGUGAAAGAGAAGCUUGGAUGGCUAGUGUAUUAGCUAAAUACAGAAGGUCUUUAAUUGAAAGGACUAAGAAUCACUUAGGUUACCCGUAUAAUCUGGACUUCGAUUAUGGUGCUCUUGCUCAGCUGCAACAUUUCUCCAUCAACAAUCUUGGUGAUCCCUUUAUUGAGAGCAAUUACGGUGUCCAUUCCAGACAGUUUGAAGUGGGUGUGCUAGAUUGGUUCGCUCGACUUUGGGAAAUAGAAAAUCAUGAAUAUUGGGGUUACAUUACAAAUUGUGGUACAGAAGGCAAUCUUCAUGGUAUCCUUGUAGGGAGGGAAGUUUUCCCAGAUGGAGUUUUGUAUGCAUCACGAGACUCCCAUUAUUCUGUCUUUAAAGCUGCACGAAUGUACAGAAUGGACUGUGAAAAAGUUAGCACUCUGAUCUCCGGGGAAAUUGACUGCGCAGAUUUUAAAGCCAAACUGCUCCGUAACAAAGACAAACCAGCCAUCAUUAACGUCAAUAUAGGAACGACUGUUAAAGGAGCUGUUGAUGAUCUCGACCUGGUUAUAGAAACCCUUAAAGGAGCUGGUUUCUCCGAAGAUAGGUUUUACAUUCACUGUGAUGGGGCUCUAUUUGGGCUUAUGAUGCCUUUCGUGAAACGUGCUCCUAAAGUAUCAUUUAAGAAGCCAAUCGGAAGUGUUAGUGUUUCGGGUCACAAGUUCAUAGGAUGUCCAAUGCCUUGUGGUGUUCAGAUAACAAGAUUGGAACACAUCAAUGCUCUUUCAAGGAAUGUCGAGUACUUAGCUUCACGAGAUGCCACAAUCAUGGGCAGUCGCAAUGGUCAUGCUCCAAUCUUCCUGUGGUACACGCUGAACCGUAAAGGUUACCGAGGAUUUCAAAAGGAAGUCCAAAAGUGCCUCAGGAAUGCCCAUUAUUUGAAAGAUCGUUUACGUGCUGAAGGAAUAGGUGCCAUGCUUAACGAGCUCAGUAGUACUGUUGUAUUUGAAAGGCCUCAAGAUGAGGAGUUUAUUCGUCAGUGGCAACUUGCUUGCCAGGGCAGCAUUGCACACGUUGUGGUUAUGCCCAGUGUCUCAGUUGAGAAGUUGGAUGAUUUCUUGAAUGAUCUGAUUGAGAAACGCAAGACCUGGUUCCAGGUGGGAAAGGUUCAGCCUUCAUGUAUUGCGGUUGACAUUGGGAACGAAAAUUGUGCUUGUCCUCAACAUAAAUGA